Messenger RNA from Gastrolobium bilobum, 641 nucleotides. Its product is annotated as pathogen-related protein-like. Lineage: Eukaryota; Viridiplantae; Streptophyta; Magnoliopsida; Fabales; Fabaceae. The annotation marks the transcript as partial. The record is from RefSeq and is a predicted model, not a curated record. The transcript is spliced from 3 exons.
UCCUUAUGUUGUACAGCAUGAUAACCGUCUUCUUAUACUUCCCAUUUUGUGUCUAAGCUCCCCCACAAAUUGAGAUGGCUACCCAAGAAAUACCAUCUGACAAAUACAGAUCUUUCUUACAUGAUGAGGCAGAUACAACCCAGUGGAGACAUGGUGGACCACCCACCUAUGAUGAUGUCAACAAGCUCUUUGAAGAAGGCCGAACCAAGGAAUGGCCAGAAGGAUCAUUAGAGGAGACAGUGCAGAACGCCAUAAAAUCAUGGGAGAUGGAGCUCUCCCACAAGACCCGUUUGCAGGACUUCAAGACCAUAAAUCCUGAAAAGUUUAAGAUCUUUGUUAAUGGGAGGGAGGGAUUAUCUGGAGAGGAAACUCUAAGCUUGGGAAGUUAUAAUGCUUUGUUGAAAAGCUCCCUGCCAGAUGAAUUCAAGUAUUACAAAGCUGAUGAAGAGACUUUUGAAUCAUCUCAUGAUGCCUUCAGAUCAGCUUUUCCUCGCGGAUUUGCAUGGGAAGUGAUCAAAGUUUUUACUGGACCCCCUGAAAUUGCCUUCAAGUUUAGGCACUGGGGCAUCUUUGAGGGUCCUUUUAAGGGACAUGCUCCUACCGGGAAGAUGGUUGAAUUCUAUGGCUUGGGAACUCUCAAG